This is a messenger RNA of Prorocentrum cordatum, 4830 nucleotides long. NCBI's taxonomy places the organism in Eukaryota, Dinophyceae, Prorocentrales, Prorocentraceae. The record is from the annotation of a GenBank genome assembly.
GGGGAGUGGUGCGCUGACUUGGCGGUCGGCACCCUGGUCCGGGUCUCCUACACCGGGGAGACCAUGGACCACACGAGGGUCGUGCUGUGGCCCAGUCGCCGCCUGGACCAGAGGCGGCGGGUGAGGGGGCGGCACGCCUACUGGGUGCUCUCCGCGGACGGCGACGUCUGGGAGGAGGACCUGAGCGGGAGGAAUGCGGCGACCGGGCCGUCGGGCGGGUCGCUGCUGGACCAGGCGACUGGGGAUCCGCCCGACGGCCGCCGCCUCUAUCGGUUCCGUGCGCGGCCCAGCCUGGACGAGGUCGUGGAGCUGGCGGCGGAGUGCCGAGCCACGAUGCUCAGGCGUGGGCAGGCCGAGUCGGAGGCGCCGACGAGAGUGGUGCUGGCCGACGGGGCGGUGCGCCCCGGCCACGACCACUUCCCGUGGCUCGUGGCCCCGCGCCCUUGGGUGCUGACGGAGCCGCUCCCUGGCAUGCCAAUCGGGACCGUGGUGGAUCCGCUCCCGGUGGGGGCGCUGCGCGACGGGAGCCGGGCCCUCGGCUUGCUGCCGAGCUGCGGCCGCUGGGCGAGGCUCGAGCAGGUGGACGAGGGCCAGAUCGUCGAGUGGGCUGCCAAGAGGACGAAGGAGCUGCUGCUCGACCUCGGCGCGGAGCCCGACGCCAUGGGCGCCGCGGAGCCGGUCGGCGGGACUGAGACCCCGCCGCUGGGGCGAGAGGCUCGCUCGGCCGGAGGCGACCGCCUGGGCGAGAAGCUGGGGCUAGCCGCCGAGGAGCCCGCCGAGUCGGCCGCAGGGAAGAACGACGCCUACGGCGACGCGCGCACGCUGUGGGUCGACUGGGACGAGCAGGGCGAACGCAGGAAGGAGUUCAAGCGAGCGGUGGCUGAGAGCUCGGAUGUGAAGUGGGACCAUCAUAGGCUGCCCGCCGAUCGCACCUGCCUCCACACGUGCAAGAUGAUGGUGAACUUGAGCGGGUCCCCACGCGCGUGGCUGGAGCGCUUUCUCAGGGAGAAGGGGAUAGCUUCUACGGAUCGAGUCGCGCACGAACUCCGAGUGUUGUGCGACAUCUUGGAGGAAGCUGGAGAGUUUGACCAGAUCAACCUCGGAGGACUGGCCUGCUUGGAAGUGGCCGCCCUCCGGCUGAACCUGCUGGUGGACGCGCACAAGAGCGGGUCGGCCUCGUACUCGAACGCGAAGUACCUCUCGCCGCUGACCGAGGUGGACCAGUUGAUGGCUCCUGGCUUGCGGUCUCACGUGUCGAGGCGCGCCAAGGAGGAGUACGAGCUGAUGCAGGGCGACAAGAGGGCCGAGGCGGUCGCUGCUGGUGCGGCUGGCAUGACGGACCAGUCUCAGCCGGCGGAGUGGGCCCCUGCCGGCUGGGCUAACACAUCGGCCCGGCGAGCGCCUCUGGCCCUGGCGAGCGGGGAUAGGGACCUCUUCCCCCUCCCUCGCCUGGCCAGGCCGCCCGCCAGCAGGGGCGGCAGCCGCGCCCGGAUUGCUGGCGCUCGGCGGCGGCGCGAGCACGAAUUGGUGAACGGCGCGAUCGACUCUCUCAACUGGCUUGCUGGAUGGGAGCCUGACGACGUGUGCCCGCCGCGCUCCCUGGACGCCAUGGGGGGCAAGCAUGCUGGGAUCGUACAGUGGGUGGCCAGCGAAGCUCUUCGGCGCCAAGCCGCAGCUCCCAACCCCUGUCCGUCCCAAGAGGCAUCGCUCAGUGCGUUGCUCAAGGGGUGCUCGAUCUACGACACGUCGGGCUCCCCGAGGAACCUGGCCUCCUUCGUCCGCGAGCGCGUGUCCUUGCCCCCUUCGGUUGUCGGCUGCUUCCAGGUGGACGAUAUCGUGGGCGAGGCCGGCCGCACCUACCUGAAGGAGAAUCAAAAGCGUAUGAGGCGGCCGAUCGAGGAGAUCGAUUUUGACAACUUGCCGACUCCCUAUUUUGACCCGCUGCUGAAGCGGAACAAGAAGAUGUACCACAACUUUUUGAAGGACCUCUCGUCCCGCGGGCUCUUGCUUGCCACCUUGUCUCCCGCAGAGCAGGCUGGCCUGUUCUUCGUGAAGAAGGCCGACAGCGACAAGAUGCGCAUGAUCGUGGAUGCGCGUCGGGCGAACGCGUGGUUCGGCGUGCCCCCCAGCGUCCAGCUCCUGUCGUGCGAGGGGUUCGGCAGGGUGGAGGUGAGGCUCCCAGAGGGCGUCGCCUUCGGCUCGGCGCGGGGCGAGGAGCUGCUGAACGGCUUCAAGCUCUUCUUGGGCAUGACGGACGUCAAGGACUGCUUCUACAGGAUGCGCAUCCCGGUGAGCCUGGCGAAGUUCUUCUCGCUGCCCGCCGCUCCGGCUCACGUCCUGGGCCUGGAGGGGCACGAGCUGGAGGGGACGAGGCUGGGCUGCGACACCCUCGUCUUCCCCUGCAUCGGGGCUCUCCCCAUGGGAUUCUCUUGGUCCCUCUUCCUCGCCCAAGACGCGAACGAGGAGAGGGUGGUCCGGUCUGAUCCGUGGCCAGGGGGAGACGUGGCAAUCUCGGAGCGGGUCCUGAUGAGUGAUCGCGGACCUCCGCUCGUCGUGGAGGUUGAGCCCGGGCUGCACGGGGGUGCCUACGUGUACGUCGACAACAUGGGGGUGCUCGCCCCCUCGGAGGGCCUCGCCAAGAGCGCCCUCGAGAGCUGGACUGGUCUCUUUGAGGGGGUCGGCCUGGACUUGCACAAGAGCUCGGUGGGCUCGGGCGCGAGCGAGGCGCUCGGGACCAAGCUUGACCUCGAGCUGAUGAGGUCGGGCGUGAGCGACGGGCGGUUCUGGAAGGUGUACCUGGGGCUGGGGGGCCUGCUGGCCCGCGGCCGGGCGACAGGGCGCGCCUUGGAGGUGGUGCUGGGCCACUGCACCUUCUGCGGGCUGGCCCUCCGAGGGUCGCUGAGCUGCUGGCACGCCUCGUACCGCUUCAUCCAGCGGCACUACCUGGAGCCUGCCCGCCUGUGGGCAGAAGUCGUGAAGGAGAUCAAGAUGUUCCGCGGGCUGCUCACCCUGAUGGUUCAGGACUGGUGGCGGCCAUGGAACUGCUGCGUGCUCCAGACCGACGCGAGCGAGAGCGGCUGGGGCAUGGCGCAGUCGUUCUGGCCGCAGCACGUGGUGGAGCAGGUCGGCCGGCUGCCUGAGCGAGCCCGCUUUCGUUCGGCGCUGGGCAGGCCGGCGCGAGAGAGCGCGCUCGCUGCCGCCAACCUUGCUCGGGACAGCUCGGGCGCUCUGUGCAGUUUUGCGGAUAUGGAUAAUCCUGACUCUCUUGCGUCUGACCCCCUGUCCUCGUGGGAGCUCGACCCCGGGUUCGCUGAAGUGCCCUGGCAGUGGCUCCGAAAGGGGGCCUGGGAGACCGUCCGGUCCGGGGUCUGGCGUUUUGCUGAGGACAUCCUGAUCCUUGAAGCCAGGGCCCUCGUGAAAUCGAUCCAGCGGCUGGCUAAGACCGCGCACGGGAGGGCUCGGGUGCUGGCCGGGCCGGCGCCGCGGGCGCGGACGCCCCCUCAGCGGGCGGGCGCUCGGCGGCCGGCCGCGCGGACUCGUGCGCUGGCGGCCGUGGCAGCGCCGGCGUGCUCGCGCUCGGACCCGAGCGGCGCGAGGGCGAUCGCCAGCCCCGGGGCGCUGGGCCGGGCGCGGAUACUGGCGCCGGCCCCCCUCUUGCCUUCGAAGAAGAGGGCCAGCCAGGCCGGACGGCAUCUCUCGGCCCUCGACGAGAGGGACGCGAACGGGCUGGACCUCGCUGGAGACGCCGGGGAGGACGCCGAGGGCGACAGCAGCUCCAGCGGCUCCGACUCGGUGGUGGAGCAGCUGGGGCGGACUCGGGCCCGAAUGCGGCAGCUGCGCGCGCGGAGGGCGCACCGGCGGGCGAAGCUGUACGCCGAUGCUAUCCUGGCGGCGCAGGGCGAGGGCGUGAGCCUCCUGGAGACCCUGGCGGUGACCCAGGCGACGCAGGUGAGGUACCAGCGAUAUCUCGAUCGUUUCUACUCGCGUGUCGGCCUGAGCCGGAGGCAGAUCCUGGCGAAGCCGGACACGGAGAUCGACGAGCUCAUGUGCAACUACAUGACCGAGAACUACUUGCAGGGCGAGCAGAGCAACUACGGGGACCAGACGGUCGCAGCCUGGGUCAGCGCGAACCCGGACUUCGGUCGCGUGGGAGGUCGCAAGCUGCCGCGGACUUGGCGGGCGCUGAAGGCCUGGCGCAGGCUGACUCCGGGCAGGCGGCGGAAGGCCCUUGCCCUCCCGGUCUGGUGCGGGCUGGCUUGGAGGCUGGCGCAGCGGGGACACCUACGCCUGGGCAUCUUCUUGAUGAUAGGCGUAUCGAUCUAUGGUCGGCCCUCGACCUUGCUGGCCGCCCGGCGGUGCGACCUUGUGCCUCCGUCGCCUGGUGUCAGCAGGCACUGGGCCCUGUUGACCCACCCGCUGGAGCGGAAGAGGCCCAGCAAGCGUGGGCACUUCGACGAGGGCUGCCCCCUGGACUCGCCGUACCUCCAGGGCUUGGACGAGGUGUUCGAGCGGCUGGCCUCGACGACGUCGAAGGAGCCGCUGUGGAACUUCAGCUACCCCGAGGCAACGACGCUGCUCAAGGAGGCGGCGCAGGACCUCGGGGUGGCCCCAGUGACAUUGUACCAGAUGAGACACUCGGGCGCCAGCAUCGAUUUGGCGAAAGGCUGGCGCAGUCUGACCUCGGCGCAGCGACGCGGGGAGUGGACGCAGGCGAAGUCAAUGCACCGCUACGAGCACAGCAGCAGGCUCGGCAGCGACUAUGCAAAGCUCGACCCCCGGCUGCGCGCGACGUGCGAGGAGGCGGAGAGGCAGCUGGCACUCAUCCUGACG